Leptinotarsa decemlineata (Colorado potato beetle) is the source of this 399-nucleotide messenger RNA. Its product is annotated as pyrimidodiazepine synthase. Gene Ontology annotation, biological process: glutathione metabolic process. Gene Ontology annotation, cellular component: cytoplasm. NCBI's taxonomy places the organism in Eukaryota, Metazoa, Arthropoda, Insecta, Coleoptera, Chrysomelidae. The record is from RefSeq and is a predicted model, not a curated record. Gene Ontology annotation, molecular function: glutathione dehydrogenase (ascorbate) activity; glutathione transferase activity.
AUGAAAUUCUGCACAUGCGCCCAAAGGACAUUAUUAGUUUUGAAAGCCAAAGAGAUUCCCCACGAAGUGUUUCAUAUCAGUUUGUUCAAAAAGCCUGAAUGGUAUAGCAAAAUCCAUCCAGGAGGUGAAGUUCCUGCCCUUCUAAAUGGAUCAAAUGUUCUAAUCCAAAGCUCAGAUAUUUGCAACUACCUUGAAGAAAAGUAUCAUCAGAAUCCUCUGUAUCCUUCGGAACCUGAAGCGAAGAAUCGCGAUAAAAACUUAUCGGAAAAAUUGUAUCGAGACGAGUUGUGGUUACAAAUAAUGAGAAGAGAUUUGCAUAUUUUCAUAGCUGUCGCGGCGUCCAGCGACUUCACUACGUGCGGCGUUCCGCAUCACUGGCAAUCCGAUUUCGAAAUGUAG